CUCUAGCGUCGCUUGUCAACUAAGCUGCCCACCCAUCGGUCAGCCCGCCCGCUCGCUCGCCUGCCUGUCUGCUAGCUAGCUGGCUCGCUCUCCUGGCAUUGCCUGUACCCGCUUCGUGAAACGGUGAGACGGCGCGAGGCGAGGAGUUGGGAGCAGCAGCAAGAGCAGCCGCAGCCGCCGCCGAGAUCCAGAGGGCCUGUCGGGAUUUGUUUAUGAAACUCACGCUAAAAGGAGGCGAUGGAGUCCUUGUGUGGAGCAGAUUCUCCCUUCUGGGAUCCUAAUCGGACGAUUCACACUGACAAUCCUGACUUGACGCCGUGUUUUCAGAGCACCGUUCUGGCCUGGAUUCCAUGUAUAUAUUUAUGGAUCACGCUGCCCUUCUACCUCCUCAGUCUCAAGAAGAACAAUAAAGGGUACAUUGCGAUGUCCCUACUCAACAGAUUUAAAACGGCUUUUGGCGUGCUGCUGUGGCUGGUCUGCUGGGUAGAUCUCUUCUACACAUUUUAUGAGCAUUCAAGAGAUGAGGUGAAAGCUACGGUUUUCUUUGUCACACCUCUGAUAAUUGGAGCCACCAUGCUAGUUGCCACAUUUCUGAUCCAGUAUGAACGGCUAAAAGGGGUGCAGUCUUCUGGAGUCCUUUUUAUAUUUUGGCUUUUAUCUGUACUUGCUGCAAUUAUUCCGUUCAGGUCCAAGAUCAUGGAAACUACAGCCAAGGAAACCGUGGAAGACCAUGUACGAUUUACGACUUUUUACAUUUAUUUUGGACUUCUCCUAAUUGAACUGGUCCUUUCGUGCUUUAAUGAAAAACCUCCCUUGUUCUCCAACAUUGUAACAGACCCAAAUCCCUGUCCGGAAUCAAAUGCUGGUUUCCUUUCCACAAUGACAUUUUGGUGGUUUACUGGAAUGGCCAUUACAGGAUACAAGAGACCUCUGGAAGAUAAGGAUCUCUGGUCUUUGAACCAACAAGACAAAUCUGAAGUUAUCGUUCCCAGACUGCUGAAGGAAUGGGAGAAAGAAAAUUCCCAACAUUGCAGAAAAAAAGAAGAACAAGUGUUGUCAAAGCCAGAAAAGAGUGCAAAUCACGUGGACCAAUGUAAUGAAGCGUCUGAAAUGCUGGCAUCCGAAAAGAAGGUGACAAAACAACCAUCUUUCCUGAAGGCUUUGAUUAGAGCCUUUGGUCCAUACUUCUUGAUUGGCUCGGCAUACAAGCUGCUUCAGGAUCUCAUCUCUUUUGUCAACCCACAACUUUUAAACUUAUUGAUAGCUUUUAUCAAAAAAAGCGAUGCUCCUUCAUGGUGGGGCUUUUCCUUAGCAUUCCUUAUGUUUUUUUCUGCUCUCCUUCAAACAAUCAUCCUUCAUCAACAUUUCCAGUACUGCUUUGUUACAGGAAUGAGACUGAGAACUGCUAUUGUUGGCGCAAUAUACAGGAAGUCUUUAGUAAUUACCAAUCUUGCGAAACGCUCCUCGACAGUGGGAGAAGUGGUCAACCUGAUGUCUGUCGAUGCCCAACGCUUCAUGGAUCUUACAACCUUCCUCAAUUUGCUGUGGUCUGCCCCACUGCAGAUCAUUCUAGCCUUGUAUUUCCUCUGGGAGAAUUUAGGUCCGUCAGUGUUUGCUGGUGUUGCUGUGAUGGUUUUAUUGAUACCUUUCAAUGCAGCCAUAGCCAUGAAGACAAGGGCCUUUCAGGUUGAACAAAUGCAAUACAAGGAUGCCCGCAUCAAGCUAAUGAAUGAAGUUUUAAAUGGCAUCAAGGUCUUAAAGCUGUAUGCCUGGGAAAAGUCAUUUAAAGAUAAAAUUCUGGAGAUAAGACAGAAUGAACUGAAUGUGCUAAAAAAGACUGCGUAUCUUGGGGCACUCUCGACAUUUGCGUGGACCAGCGCUCCCUUUCUGGUUGCCUUAACAACAUUUGCCGUUUAUGUUACUGUGGAAGAAAAAAAUGUUCUUGAUGCCCAGAAGGCCUUUGUGUCACUGUCUUUGUUUAACAUCCUGAGGUUCCCCUUGAAUAUGCUGCCACAGGUCAUUGGCAGUAUAGUCCAGGCGGCUGUGUCGUUAAAGCGUAUCCAGCAUUUCCUGAAUCAUGAUGAACUUGACCCAGAGAGUGUAGACAGAAAAAAUAUAUCACCAGGCUAUGCUGUCAGUGUAAUGAAUGGGUCAUUCAGCUGGGAUCGGAAUGGCUCUGUUACGCUGAACAACAUCAACCUGUUGGUCCCUGGUGGCUCUCUAGCGGCUGUAGUUGGCCAUGUCGGAUGUGGCAAAUCCUCACUAAUUUCUGCCCUUCUUGGUGAAAUGGAGAAACUUGAAGGGAAAAUAGCAAUUAAGGGUUCUGUAGCCUAUGUGUCCCAGCAGGCCUGGAUCCAAAAUGCCACUCUCCGAGACAACAUUUUGUUUGGUCACCCUUAUAAUGAACAGAAAUAUCGGCGAGUUCUUGAGGCUUGUUCUCUGCUAACUGAUUUAGAAGUUUUACCAGGCGGAGAUCAGACAGAAAUAGGAGAGAAGGGCAUUAAUUUGUCAGGUGGACAGAAACAGCGUGUUAGCAUUGCCCGAGCCCUCUACAGUGAAGCUGAUGUGUUCUUGCUAGAUGACCCUCUCUCAGCUGUAGAUGCACAUGUUGCAAAGCACAUAUUUGACAAAGUCAUCGGACCAGAGGGAGAACUGAAAGGAAAAACUAGAAUACUGGUGACGCAUGGAAUCAGUUUCUUGCCUCAAGUUGACAACAUUGUUGUGAUGGUUGAAGGACAAGUGUCUGAAAUGGGGUCUUACCAGGACCUAUUGAGACAGAAUGGUGCCUUUGCAGAAUUCUUGAGGAAUUAUGCCCUUGAAGAUAUAACUGAAGAAGAAGAAGAAGCAAUUCUUGCAGACAUUGAGGAAGAAGACUCAUUUCCUGAAGAUGCGUUGAGCAAUCAUAUUGAUAUAGUUGAUAAUGAACCAGUGGUCAAUGAGGCACGCAAGCAGUUUAUAAGGCAAAUCAGUGUGAUCUCUUCAGACACUGAGAAUCCCAAAAAAAUGUCCGUCAGAGUAAGGAGAUACAGUGAAAGACGGCAUGAUCCUCCAGCAGAAAGCAAAGCACCCGAGGUUAAGAAACUUAUUCAGGCUGAAGUGGCAGAGACGGGCAGGGUGAAGCUAAAAGUAUUCUGGGACUAUAUAAAAGCUGUAGGACCGUUUCUCUCCAUCUUUAUUUGUUUUCUUUACUGCUGCCAGAAUGCAGCAGCUAUAGGAGCAAAUAUUUGGCUCAGUGAGUGGACAAAUGACAUUAUCAUUAAUGGCACCCAACAAGACAGAAAACAGAGGGUUGGGGUGUACGCAGCGCUAGGGAUUACUCAAGGUCUGCUUAUCUUGGCCACCUGCUUUCUAAGUCGAGCCUAUUGUAUGCUGCAAGCUGCGGGGAUGAUCCACCAGCAAAUGCUCCACAGUAUCCUGAGGUCCCCUCUGGGCUUUUUCGAAGCUACUCCCUCUGGGAGAAUUUUGAACCGUUUCAGCAAAGAUGUGGAUACAAUUGACACUCACAUUCCUGAAAAUAUAGAUAUCUGGAUGCGCACAUUCUGGUACACGGUGACUGUGUUCCUCGUAUGCUCUGCCCUCACCCCUGUCUUCCUCAUAGUCAUAGUGCCAUUAAUGAUGUUCUAUUGGUGGGUCCAGAGAUUUUAUGUGGCAACGUCGCGUCAGCUUAAGCGGCUGGAGUCUGUCAGUAGGUCUCCUAUCUAUUCUCACUUUUCAGAAACGAUCACUGGCACCAGUGUUAUCCGGGCCUAUGGUCGAUGUAAUGCUUUUGUUCUCCUAAGUGACAUGAAAGUAGAUGAAAACCAGAAAAGCUAUUACCCUGGUAUUGUUUCAAACAGGUGGCUCGGCAUUCGAGUGGAAUUCAUAGGGAACUGUGUCGUAUUAUUUGCGGCACUCUUUGCUGUAAUUGGCAAAGAUAACCUGAACCCUGGGCUUGUGGGACUCUCUGUGUCGUACGCAUUGCAGGUGACAAUGUCCCUAAACUGGAUGGUGCGUAUGACCUCUGACCUGGAAAGCAACAUUGUGGCUGUGGAAAGGGUAAAGGAGUACUCAGAAACCCCAACUGAGGCCCCUUGGAUCAUUAAAGAAAAAAGACCACCGCAGGAAUGGCCAUCCAAAGGAGACGUGGAGUUUCACAACUACAGCGUGCGCUACAGAGAGGGUCUGGACCUCGUGCUGAAGAACCUGAACCUCAAAGUCAAAGGCGGAGAGAAGAUCGGCAUUGUGGGCAGAACCGGAGCUGGGAAGUCCUCCAUGACGUUGUGUCUCUUCAGAAUACUGGAAGCAGCGGCGGGUGAAAUCGCAGUAGAUGAAGUCAAGAUAUCGGACAUCGGCCUCCAUGACUUGAGGACCAAGCUGACCAUCAUACCUCAGGAUCCUGUGCUUUUCUCUGGAACCCUGCGGAUGAAUCUCGAUCCCUUCAACAAUUACACAGAUGAAGAGAUAUGGAAGAUACUGCAGCUUUCUCACCUGAAUAAAUUUGUCAGCAGUCAAGCAGCCCAACUCGAACUUGAGUGCUCUGAGGGUGGAGAAAAUCUCAGUGUCGGCCAGAGGCAGCUUGUGUGUCUCGCGAGGGCUCUGCUGAGAAAAACGAGGAUUCUGGUGCUGGACGAGGCGACGGCAGCUGUGGACCUCGAAACAGACGACCUGAUCCAGUCGACCAUCCGGACGCAGUUUGAGGACUGCACCGUGUUCACCAUCGCCCACCGGCUCAACACCAUCAUGGACUACACUCGUGUCCUCGUCCUGGACAAGGGACAGAUCGCUGAAUUUGACACCCCAGCAAACCUGAUUUCAAAGAAAGGGAUCUUCUACAGCAUGGCCAAAGACGCCGGCCUGGUGUAGCGGGGGGACGGACGGACGGGCGGGCGCGCGCUGCUCUGCCUCCUCCGACGUGAAUGUACGUGUCGACGGCGGGUGAUUGUGUGGCACGCCAGACUAUGCAGCUACCGAUGGCAGAAGCCAGUUUUAUUCUGUUUUUAUCAAACUAAAGAAUGUUCAUAUUUUUAUACUCCAUUUACGGCUCCAUUGGGUGAUAUUUAAAUGAGGGGGUGGGGCUCGGGUGGGUUGGGACAUCAUCGGGUAUAAAGGGGGUCUGCAGCACUGGCACCGGUUCAUCGGGUGGGCCGUCCUCGCGGCCGCUCACAAUUCUGACUGUAAACUUAGAAAUCCCACCCUGACACCAACAAUACAGCGGAGGCCUGGGGGUCCGCACCACUGGCGAUUUUUAGUUUGUCAAAAGUCUGCACUUAAGUUCAACUAAGCAAGUGUGGUGAGUUGGUUUAGAGACCGCACAGCCCGUGACCCCCGAGACCACCCAGGACUGUUUCUAAAGAGCAGAGGCGCUCAUUGAUGGCCACGACACACAGAAAGGGCCUGAGGUUUCACUCCAGCAGACGGGGCCGGGGAUGCGUCUCCUGAUUAAAUGUGCGGUGGGCCCAACCGGGGGUCUCGGGUCACUGAGUACCCAACUGCACCCACCCUGACGACUGAGAAGGAGAGUAAAAAAUAAAGGACAGGAAUUAAAGACCACACAGCGCGUGCACAGACCCCUGAGGGGCCAGAAAACAAACCACGCCGUGGAGUCCUCACGUGAUACGCCCAGAAGACUGCAGUGCUGGCAGACACCACAGAUCUGAAGGUGGCACCGCUGCCCACCAGAAUGAGCCCACCCUGCUUGGAGCCGUGGAAGCAGAAAGCCGCAGAUGUGCCAGACGGACAACUGGAGCCUCCUGGGACACCAGAAAGGAAAAAGGUGGUCUGCUAACUCUGUGUGAGUGUGUGUGUGUGUGUGUAGAAGAGCAGCCAUGUGGAGACCUUUUUAUACGCGAGUAUCCUCAGGUGAUGAAAACAUGGAGUUCACUUCAGCUUCAUUAUUCACUCUUUUUAUUUGUGUUGUGGUCGGUGGGCUUUGUUUCCAGAGGUGGCUGGCCAGGGGUGUGUUGCUUCCUCUUGAACUUAAUAAAAAGGCUUAAGACAUCCCGCCCUACCCAACCACAAAAUCACAUGGACUUGAGGACCCCAGAGCUUCGGACCCAUUUGCUGCCCAGAAUUCUGGUCCUCCAUAAAGUGCCACCCCCUAACCUCGGCAGUAAUAACCAGGGCCAUUUGAGAAGACGAAAGCAGACGUGUGAACCACUGCAGUGCCCUCCACCCUGCCAACACUCAGUGGCAUCUCCUGACCUACUUUGUAUUGCGAGUGACUUUCUAGUACCAAUAAAGUGUGAGCCUGUA
Polypterus senegalus (gray bichir) is the source of this 6231-nucleotide messenger RNA. RefSeq names its product ATP-binding cassette, sub-family C (CFTR/MRP), member 3 (gene abcc3). Gene Ontology annotation, biological process: transmembrane transport. NCBI's taxonomy places the organism in Eukaryota, Metazoa, Chordata, Cladistia, Polypteriformes, Polypteridae. Gene Ontology annotation, molecular function: ABC-type transporter activity; ATP hydrolysis activity; ATP binding. The record is from RefSeq and is a predicted model, not a curated record. The transcript has 31 exons. Gene Ontology annotation, cellular component: membrane. The coding region runs from base 238 to 4842 and encodes 1534 amino acids.